AUAGUGACGUCAGGCGGAGCGCGGCGCUUCCGGCGCAGUCACGUGUGUGAAGUAAACAGUCUGGUGUGCAGCGUGUCCUUCCGCAGCUGCUGCCCGGAGUGCCCGUCUCUCCCCGCCUGCUCCAUGCAUGGUGGUGCCCGAGGAAGCGGGCGAUGCUCCGGCUGCCCCGGGGUUGGUGCUACUACUGGAGGCAGGGGGGGAGGAUGAUGACGACGACGAGCCGCUGCUGCUGAUGACGACCUCGGUGAUGAUCCCAUUCACGCCCUCGGCGGCGAGUGCGGAGCAGACCGUGCUGCAGACUUUCUUCUCCCACCUCGGGCACUUCUCCUAUGACAAGGCUAAGGACCACGUGGAGCGGGAGAAAGAAGCCAACAAGAAUGCCGGGGCAUCAUGGUCAUCCAUGCUGGCGGCGCUGGCUCACCUGGCAGCGGCGGAGAAGGCGUACCACAGCAUGAGCUUCCUGGGGCAGAAGCCGGGUGGCCAGUCAUUCUUUAGCAGGAAAGAUUCCAUCAGGACAAAUUACACCUCACUGUACAAUGAACUCAAGAAAGUUGUAACUACAGGCAGGAAUGCCAUUGGUGGGACUGCCCCUCAUUUGGAAGAACUGCUUUCACAUCUCUCGGAGCAGCUGUGCUUUUUUGUCCAAGCUCGCAUGGAAAUUGCAGAUUUCUAUGAAAAAAUGUACACACUGAGCAGCCAAAAAUUCAUAAACUCUGAAGAGCUCAUUAAUAUAUUGGAAGCUAUUUUAAAGAAGUACAACUCCAGGUUUCAUCAUCCUAUAUUGUCUCCUCUAGAGAAUGGCUUCCAGCUUGAAGUGGAUGUUCUUGCCCAUCUUUUAAAGGCUCAGUGUCUGAUCUUUGAAUGGAAGUAUCUGCUGUCCCUUGUAAAUUUGCACAAUGCUCACACUAAACUACAGACUUGGGGUCAGAUAUUUGAGAAACAAAAGGAGACCAAGAAACACUUGUUUGGAGGGCAGUCCCAAAAGGCAGUGCAGCCUCCCCAUCUCUUCUUAUGGCUCAUGAAAUUCAAAAAUAUCCUGCUUGCCAAGUUCAGCUUUUACUUCCACGAAGCUUUAAGUCGUCAGAGCUCCGAGAUGAAGACCCUCACUGCGAAGACUAAUCCUGAUUACUUUGGAAAAAUCUCCAGCUUCAUCAGAAAAUAUGAUGCCGUCAAUGUGUCCUUAAUAUUUGAUAACCGGGGUUCAGAAAGCUUUCAGGGUCAUGGGUACCACCAUCCAGAUUCUUACAGAGAAGCCCCCAAAGGAGUGGACCAAUACCCUGCCAUAGUGUCACUACCCAGUGACAGACCUGUUAUGCACUGGCCCAAUGUCAUUUUGCUAAUGACUGACAAGAGUGCGGACCUCAACACCUUAGAGAAAGUUGUUCACUUCUAUGAUGACAAAGUUCAGAGAACAUAUUUUCUAACACGUCCUGAGCCACAUUUUACUAUUGUGGUUAUUUUUGAGUCCAAAAAGUCAGAACGAGAUUCCCACUUUAUAUCCUUUCUCAAUGAGCUUUCUCAUUCUCUUAAGAGUUCAAGAGUAUUUGCAAGUUUAAAGCCAGGCUCAAAAGGAUAAAAGGUAUAAAUAAGGUAACCUUCAGGGAAUGGCCAAGUAGAUUAUUCUUUGUCUAUUCAAAAGUAAAUUAUACAGUAAAUAGAAUAUCUAAAUUCCAUAUUACACCACAUCCUGGAUGUUAGCAAAUUACACGAGGGGUUCUUUCUUUUCUUUAAUUCUGACUAUUGGAGGAAUGUCAUUGUUACAGUUUUGCGUAUAUAUUUGGCUGCCGUUUGCAAAACGGCAGUAUUAUUAAAGGCUUGUGUAUUACCAUUUUCAAAAUAAGUAGAAAAAUAGUUGAUAAACUGCAGUUAUGCAAGACUGCAAACUCUUCCACCACCCCCUCCCCCCAAAUCACUCUUCAGCUAUUGAUGAGUCCCUUUUCUUUUGAAGUAGGCUCCUAAGCUCAACAUAGCUGUGAAAUGCAAUAUUUCCUUCAAAGAAACUUCUAGCACAUUCAGUCAUUUCUGGCAGUGUUAAGAUCACUUGCAUAAUUCUGCAGUAUGAUAUUGAAUUUGUUUUUCAUGCGUGUACGAUCAUCUUGUGUGAUGUCUAUAUUUUUCCCAUGAGAAUGGUGAUGGUUUUGCAUUGCUCAUGGAAAUGUCACUUAAACGGGGCAAGUUGCCUUCUCACAGGGCCGAUUUGCUCCCCUAUUCGCUGAAAAGUGCUUGUACCCUAUUGGGUAGCGAACAAUUGAGCGCAAUUCUGCUGCUGCACGUUGCAGUGGAUUUUGUGGUAAUUUGGUUGGCCGAGAUACUCGCCAACAAUUUAAUCUCGCCUAUAUCUGUGUUAGUCACAUAUGAAAAUAUCAUAAGUUACUGCUAUUGUGGGAAAAUCGCAGUAACUUGGUUGCCGUAGGUCAGGGGUGGCCAGACUUUUGGAGUUGGUGAUCUACUUUGAAAGCUGCAUAGCUUUCGUGAUCUACCUAGGUGGGACAAUAGCGUGUGACACAGGCGCGUGCCUAGAUAAGGGGUGUGACCUCCUCGUUGCACAGGGUGUAGGGGGACUGUCUCACCCAAAAUCACAACUUGGCCCCCACAGGUGGUAACCUCAAACACAGGAGUAAAAACACAUUGGCCCCCACACGGGAGUGAAAACGCAUUGGCCCCCACACGGGAGUGAAAACGCAUUGGCCCCCACACGGGAGUGAAAACGCACUGUCCCCCCACACGGGAGUGAAAACGCACUGUCCCCCCACACGGGAGUGAAAACUCACUGUCCCCCCACACGGGAGUGAAAACUCACUGUCCCCCCACACGGGAGUGAAAACGCACUGUCCCCCCCACACGGGAGUGAAAACUCAUUGUCCCCCCACACAAUAGUACAAAUACACUGUUCCAUACAAGUAAAAAAAAAAAAUUGUCCCUCACAAACAAAAAAAAACAAAAAAAUAUAUACAGGUUGAGUGUCCCUUAUCCAAGAUUCUAAAUCCCACAUUUUUAGAUCCCCUACUGAGAUAAUGAUAUAUGUAUUAUAUAUAUUAUCUUUAAAUAUAUAUAUUUAUAAAUAAUAUAUAUAAUAUUUAUGUCAUUAUCUCAGUAGGGGACCCACAAAUUUGGGAUUUUUAAUUCUGGAUAAGGGAUACUCAACCUGUAUUAAUUUGUCUCAGCCCCAGCUCUUCCUCCCUCCCCCUUCUCCAUAUAACACUUCAGUAACAAUACUACUUACCGAGCAGGCAUCCAGGCGGAACAGUAGCUCCCCAUGACAGCACGCCACGACAGGCAGGCCAGGCAGUCGAAGGAAGAGAAGCAGCAGCGAUGGUCUCACAGCGAGCUGGUGACAUCAUGAUGUCACCGGUGCGCUGCACUACGGGGAGCUGUUUAGUUAAGUUGGUCGCGAUCUACCGGCAGAUGCUCUGCAAGCUACCGGUAGAUCGCGAUCUACCUUUUGGCCACCCCUGCCGUAGGUUAACCAAAUUAUCACUGUGUGGAGACUUAAACAGAAAAAAUAGGUACUACCUCAACCGCGGUUGAGGUAGUACUUAUUUUUUCUGUUUAUGUCUAUAUUGCAGGGUGUUGAGUGACACCCAGGGUCUACACAACUGCAGCCGCCUAGAGCGCAGUGGUCUACUAUCUGUUGAUUUACUGUGUGGAGACUUCAUGUCUGAGUGUUGCAGCAAUUCAGCAAUCACUGAUCAAUGACUGAUAUUUUAUGGUGUUACUAGUUUCCAUGUUAUGGGACACUGUAAAGUCGUAUUGUAUUUUGAUUAUUCAAAUUCAGUUGCCUUUACUAAGACCACAAGUUGGCAUGUGGUGUAGGUGUUGGACAUUAGCACAAUCUGUAUCCCAUAAUAACUGUUUGUUUUUUUGUUUGUUUGUUGAGCCUGUUCAAUUUGUAUUUUUAGUUAAAAAAUUUUGUAUUGUGCUGCAACCGAUGCAAUAGCAGCAUAGUUUCUGCUUGCGACUUCUACUUAGCUGCUGUUGCAGGACAGGGAACGUCUCGGCCCCAACAUUUCUGUUUUUAUGUUUCUUAACACUCACUAGAACGUGUCCGGGAACGGUGAGUUUUGGUCUCAGAUUUGUUUUUAAAUAAAGUGGGAGUUUUUCAACAGAUAGAAAUAUUUUUCCAUGCUAAACUGGAAGCAGUUGUAACAUUACAGUUCCAAUAAUGCAAGGUAUUAAAAUGUUUUCUGGAUCUGAACUUUUUUUACGGUUUCCUAUUGCUCUUGUUAAAAAAAAAUAAAAAAAUAAAAAUAUUGCUGCAAUAUAGUGAACAUCCUGUUUUUGGUAAGAUGGGAAUAAAUAACUGCACUAAUGGCUGGGUAUUUAAAGUAAAAUAUGCUGCUGAAUUAAAACCAAACUGCAAAUCUC
This is a messenger RNA of Pseudophryne corroboree (corroboree frog), 4365 nucleotides long. RefSeq names its product KICSTOR subunit 2 (gene KICS2). Gene Ontology annotation, cellular component: KICSTOR complex. Lineage: Eukaryota; Metazoa; Chordata; Amphibia; Anura; Myobatrachidae. The coding region runs from base 128 to 1576 and encodes 482 amino acids. The transcript is spliced from 3 exons. The record is from RefSeq and is a predicted model, not a curated record. Gene Ontology annotation, biological process: cellular response to amino acid starvation; protein localization to lysosome; negative regulation of TORC1 signaling.